Molecule: messenger RNA, 997 nt
Organism: Ostrea edulis (European flat oyster)
Lineage: Eukaryota; Metazoa; Mollusca; Bivalvia; Ostreida; Ostreidae
Exons: 3
Coding region: 183-503 (106 amino acids)
Source: RefSeq, a predicted model, not a curated record
UAUAAAAAUUGGUGAACAAUUUCUUUCCAGACUUCACAAUGUACAUCUAGGCAUAAAUCCAAUUUCAAAUACAAAAUGUAAGUUACUUCAUAAAAAAGGUUAAGUUUACUUUCUUUCAUAUUUUGAUGGAAGGUUUCUUUUCUUAAUAUUAGGAGCAAAACUUCUACAGCCAACUGUGAAAUAUGACCAACUGUUCCGAAAGCUUAAACACUUUCAUCGAGUCGCAAAAUGCUGUACAAAAUUGUGGAAUAUUGUCAACUGUAUUCGUCGUAGGCGUUGUAUUUGCAGGGGCUUUCUUUGGACUGCUGAUUGGUAUUUUCUUUGGUAGGAAAUGUCAUUCUAAUACCGAAAGAAUCCAAUCGGCAAACGGACAGAACACCAACACAUAUGAGGAGGAAAUGCAAUUCCGGUAUCACAAUUACCAGCACAUGAAUAGGCGGUGCUCACAAACAUCUGAAAAUAGCAUGGACAAUAUCGACAUGUAUGAAUCUAUAGGAGAUUGAAAUUCUUCCCAAGGAUACCACAGCAGAAAUGGUUAAAGACACCCUAUCGUUUAAUACGAAGCUAUGAGAAUCUAACCGUGGGAAACAUUGUUAUUUUGAUCAAUGUCAUUGAACACAUGCUACAUUUAUACUUUCCUUGCUUAGGUGUGUACAGAUUUUAUGUAUCGAUCUUAUCUUCCUUGCUUAGGUGUGUACAGAUUUUAUGUAUCGAUCUUAUCUUCCUUGCUUAGGUGUGUACAGAUUUUAUGUAACGAUCUUAUCUUUCCUUGAUUACGUGUGUACAGAUUUUGUGGCCUUAAAUUCAACAUUUAGAUAUAUCGACGACGUUUUAUAUAUUAACCAUAAUAACCUUCAUUCAUAUUUCGAUUCGAUAGAUGUAUAUCCCUGUGAACUCCAAAUAAAGGACACCACAAAGUCGUACACUUCUGCUUCAUACUUAGAUAUUUUAUUGAAAGUAGAUACUAACUGCAAAUUAACUACCCAACUUUAUGACA